Molecule: messenger RNA, 4510 nt
Organism: Drosophila serrata
Lineage: Eukaryota; Metazoa; Arthropoda; Insecta; Diptera; Drosophilidae
Biological process (GO): regulation of DNA-templated transcription
Molecular function (GO): RNA polymerase II cis-regulatory region sequence-specific DNA binding; DNA-binding transcription factor activity, RNA polymerase II-specific
Source: RefSeq, a predicted model, not a curated record
UCAAAAACUGACGCACAGCGGCAGGCCAAACAAGUCCAUAGUUUAAUAGCCAGCACCGCACCAUAAUAAUAAUAAUAAUAUCAACUGUAAAAUACAUAAAACAUUAAGUCCAGCUAAAUAACGUGACCAAGUGCAAAACUACCACAAAAAAAGAAAAAGAAAAGAAAAAUCCAUAAAGCAAAACAAGAAAAGUGAAAAAGAAAAACUGUGAGUGUGCGAAAAACAACAGGCCACAAAUCAGAGCGAAACCCACACACAGGACACACACACACCCAGAACAGAACCUGGAUUGCAGGUAACGGCAGCAACAUUGCAACUUAGCAGCAUAGCAACGCAACAACGAAGAACGCCAGGGAGAUACCUUCAAUUGUGGUGCAAAAGUGAAUCCUUGGCCAACCAGGAUACAAGCUGCCAGGGAUCGCGGCAGGGAUCUGCGGGGGGCAUCGCGAGGAGGAGAACGAUGCCAGCUGGGGCACAAAAGGACAACAGCAAGGAAUCAAAGCUGAAGGAGCGACCGCAGCAAUACUCUCAAGGCAACUCAUGUCAAUGUCAAAGUUGAAGUAGACGAGGGCCAAAAACGUUAAGGCACCAAGGCGGGGGCGCCAAAGGGGGCGGGGCAAAAUAGCAAAAAGCAAAAGCAUUUUAACUGCAGAUGACAAAGAAGGUUGUGCUACAUCUACAUAGUAAAUACAAAACAAAUCUAAGCGUAAGGAAACCCACUACCCCCCACAACCGCAACCAGAACCCGAACCCACUCCUCAAGUGAAAACCCAAAGCAAACAUAGGAAGCCGGUGGCGGGGAAGUCCCUUCCCGGAAUUCCAAACUGGCAGAGCGGCAAGGACAUCAAGGCAUACGGCAACGGAUACGGUGACCCGUGGAAGUGAUACUGCAGGUGGCAACAUGUCCGUGGACUUUAUACUGCCCAAUCGCAAUAAGAUCCAGACGAUUGCCUACGCGAGUGCCAGCAAGAAGUAUGUCCAGCCGGCAGGGAAUACGGGAUCAGCCUUAGCUGCAGGAUCGGGCACCAUUUCCGGUUCCGGUGCAGCUGCAGCAGCUACUGACCUCCAGAGCUGGCGACGCCCAAAGCCCAGGGGCUCCGUGGGUAAGCUCAAGACGACGUUUGAGGAUAAAGCUCACCACACGGUGCUGAGAAAUGCCAAUGGAAAUGGCCUGGCAGGUAGCACCAAGUCAAUGCCCCUCAAAACGCUGGCCAAGAGGAGCUCCAGAUCAGUGCUCAAGCGGGAGAUUAUCGAGCUGGAUGACGAGGAGGUGGAGGAACGAGAAGAUCAGCUGUGCGAACAUUUGGAGUGGUCAGCAGCCCAAUCCCUGGUCCAGAUGAACUCCUCCAAGCAGGAGAAGCAGCGACGAGCGGGAACGAGUCAGCCAGGUGUCACAGCGGCAGCUCCCAUAUCCGCUUCCGUAUCGAUGCGCCGUCCAGUGGGCAGAGCUCCGGCGGAGGAUGGCAAGGUGAUCUUCUAUGCCCCGCCCGCCAGCGCCACGGGGGCGCCCCGUCAGCCGGAGCCCGUGACCUUGAAGAGGGAGCGGGAAAGGGAACGUGAGCGUGAGCGGGAGCGCGAACGUGUGAGGGAGCAGCAACAGGUGGCUUCCGUGGCAGCCUCUGCAUCGAUAUACCGCGGACGCAGCGUCGAGGAGACGGAGGCCGCCCACGACCUCCUGUCACUGUCGCAGAGUCUGCCUCCGCUGAUCCCGCCCUGUGUGGUCACCAUCAUGAAGCAGGAGCAGGAGCAGCUGCGCUGCCCGGAGAUCCAGGAGAUAUCGAACAGCGCUUCCAGCCGCUCGCCGCAAUCGACCAUUCGAUUCAUUGGCAGCAGCUCCUACGACCUGAUGCACGGCUCCGCGGAGGGCGCCACCACCAACUGCUCUCCGCUGACGCCGCCCAAUUCGGAUCACAGCUCCGAUGUGGAUAUUGACAUGUCUUCCUCCUCCGAAUCGGGGGUCCAGCACUGGGGCAGCAAGCAGCAGCAGCAACAGCAGCCGCAGUCGUCGUCGUCGUCGUCGUCGUCGUCGUCAUCAUCAUCGUCGUCCCACAAUCAUCACCAGCAGCCGCCGAGGGCGUCGGCCUUGAAGAUGUGCCUCAAUAUGCUGGAUGGCCGGACCAAGGCCAGUAAGGCCAGACAGGAGCCAGUGCUGCCGCGGGCAAAGAGCGUCCAAAGCAAUGCCUCCAGUCCGAGCGGCGACCAGCCCGAGGUGGCCGUCUCCGUGGCCCCCAGUCACUCGUCCUCUUCCACUGGCUCGGUGGCGGGAUCUGGAGCCGGCGGUGGUGGCAGCGGCGAGAACUAUGCCAAGCGCAAGCGUGGCUGCUACAAGUGCUGUGAGUGUGGCAAGCAGUAUGCCACCUCCUCGAAUCUCUCCCGUCACAAGCAGACGCAUCGCUCCCUGGACUCGCAGUCGGCCAAGAAGUGCAAUACCUGCGGCAAGGCCUAUGUAUCCAUGCCGGCCCUGGCGAUGCACCUGCUCACGCACAAGCUCUCGCACAGCUGCGACAUCUGCGGCAAGCUCUUCUCUCGUCCCUGGCUGCUCCAGGGUCACCUCAGAUCGCACACCGGGGAGAAGCCCUACGCCUGUGUCCACUGCGGCAAGGCCUUUGCCGAUCGCUCGAACCUAAGAGCCCACAUGCAGACCCACUCGGGGGAUAAGAACUUCAAGUGUCAUCGCUGCAACAAGACGUUCGCCUUGAAGUCGUACCUCAACAAGCACUUGGAGUCGGCCUGCCUCCGGGACACCGGUGCCAUUGGGCAGGGCAAGGACAUGGAUCUGGAUGGGGAUGAGGACGAGGAAGAGAUGAACAAGCAGGAUGAUCUGGAGGGUGAUGAGCUGGACAGCGACGAGAAUAGCCAGGACAUUGUGGUGGCCUAAGGAGCUCGCACUCUCUCUCUCUAUCUCUUCCCGACAACUUAGAUACUUUACAAUGGCAAACCUAUAAGCAAUAUUCGAGCACCCUUAUCAAAUUAAAAAAAAAAAACCUAACACAAUUAAGAAAUUGAAAUCGAAAAUGAUAAUGAUAAAAUGAUAAAGAAAAGAACAAAAACACUAAGAAUCUAGUCUAGAAAUCGGCUUACUAGCGAGGUAGUUCAUGGAUCUCAAACUCAAUAGAAUCUUCUUCAAGCAGUUAUAUAUAUUAUAUAUACACAGACACAGAUACUAUAUCUACUCACUUAUAAUCCGAACAAACUCUAUCCAAAAACUCUCCAAGUUGAAAACUUUUACUGAACUUGAAACUCGAUCGAUCGAAGGCGCAAGAGGAGCGAUGUGAGGUGAGAAAUGACAAAAGAGAACAAAAGGUUUGAGAGGGAAAUCCAAAACGUAACUUAUAGUAAAAAUCUGACACAACGAAUAUUAUGGAACAUAAGUAGAAAUUCUAUAUAUAUACAACAGAUCAAAUAAGCAUUAUAUACAGAUCAGGAUGAGAUGGAGAAAUCGAAUGGGGAUGGCAAAUUAUAUGUAUACAUACGACCUAUAUGAGAAUAAACCUAGCGAGCAGAACCAAUUUGUGCAUGUUUUUUGGUAAAUAUCUACUUUUUAGGCAUCGUUUUAGGGCUCUAGAGUUUAUAUACACCCCCAGGACACACCCAAUACACCACAGACACACACACACACACACCUAUAGCGAGCAUAAGGACUCGAUCGAAGGCGGAGGACGAUGCUCAGUUCAAGUCUUAGCAAAACUAAUCAAUUAGUGAACUUAUAGCACUUCCUGCAAACUCCUAUAUCUCUCUAUCUUGCUCUUAGGCUCUUUUUAACCGUACUUAUUGAUCAAUUUAGCAAUCGGAUCAGCAAUCGGAAUCAGAUAUAUAUAUAUAUAGAAUCAGAUAUAUAGAGACGAACCAUUUUAAACGCUGCGGCAAAAACUUUACACUCUAACCAAGUUUAUAAGACGAGAAUUACUUCCAUAUUAUAUGCUCUAAACUCGAUAAACAGAAAACUACUUCAAUUACUUAGAAAUGAUUAAAAUUAAUGAGAAAACAAUUUAGAAACAUAUCACAAGGACAAUACUUAACAUAAAUAACAACAUGUAUGGACGAUGAUGUAUGUGGUGCAGAGGCAGAGGCAACUUGCAACCCCAAUUACGAUGACGAUGACACUCUCUUCUCAUACAUACAUACAUGCAGCAUGAAGCAAACAAAGUACUUACGAAAUAGUUAUUUUAUUACUAGGCAUUAGACAACCCCCGCCCCCGACCCGUGUACAUAUUAUAUUAUAUAUAUACAUGCAAGUUUAAAAACCAUUUUAUACAAGAAACUACCCCCCAAAAUACCCCCAAAUAAUCCCCUCGAGCUUUGGCCCAGCCAAAGGUUUCUUAUAGCGAUCCCCAAAGAUGCAAAAGGAUAUCCGAUGGAUAUGGAUAUGAAGGACGAUGAUGAAGAUAGACGUAGAAGACGCACUUGUAAAACAAAUGAUAACUAAAAGCAAUUCCAAAGUUAAGUGACAUAGUUUUAAUGAACGAAAAACCAAAAAUACAAACAUUUGUAAUUCCAAAAAAACAAAAAA